Owenia fusiformis is the source of this 2694-nucleotide messenger RNA. NCBI's taxonomy places the organism in Eukaryota, Metazoa, Annelida, Polychaeta, Sabellida, Oweniidae. The record is from the annotation of a GenBank genome assembly.
CUGAUGUUCACAUUUUAAGGUUUCUUAACACUAGUAUGUGAGUCAAUGGGAGAUAACAAACUUGGGCCCAAGAAAAAGUGUUCACACUGAGAGAGAAGUUCAGAUCAGAGAGAUAAGUUCAGACCAGACAGGUGUUCGGGUAUGCCGGUUUUACUGUUGUUAUAUGCUCCAUGUCUGAAUCGCUGAAUCCUUUUCAGGACAAUGAUAAAGAUGUUACGAAGGACCCUACGCAAGAUGAUGCCAUGGACUUUGAAGAUAGUAAUGAUGCAGGCAUGGCUGAUACCGUCACUGACAUUAUAUCAUCAUUGGAAGACAAAAACAAUGAAAUGGAACCUCACGCCAUUAAUGAAAAGGAGGAGACUUAUAUAAACAAAAUUGCUGAUAAUGCUGCAUCUAGAAUUCCUGAAGCUGAAAAAGGUGCUAUUGAUAAUGCUACUGAAUCUACAGAUCCAACUAUAGAUGAAACUGUAAGUGAAAAAGGUACUAUUGAUAUUGCCAUUGAACCUACAGAACCAAUCAUAGGUGAAACUUUGAGUGAGAAACAGCCAGAAGAAAUUAUGGAUGAUAAUGAACUAUCUAUGAAGGAACAUUCCAACGAGAAGAAAGCAACUGAAGACCCAUCUCCCACUGAAGAAUUAGAAGAUAUCACUAAGACAUCAUUUGAAAACACUGAAGCUUCUUCAAUUUGUAAUACUAUUGAAGAAAAUACAAAUAAACCAUCUGAUGAACAAAUAUACAGUGUACCUAGUGAUGAACUGGGAGUUAAUGCCUUAGAUGAUGAUACAAGUGACAGAAAUGGGAGUCCUAAUGUGGGAGGAAGCAUGGAGGAUGAGAAUGACACUCCAAUGUUUGACCUUGAUAACGUGGAUGUUAUUCCAACUCAAAUAGAGGAUAACAAACAAACUGUUGAUGAUUCCGCAGAAGAAAAGGUACUUGAAAUGCCAAAGGAAAUUGAAGCUGACCAAAUAAAAGACACAAUAGAAACAAAUGAAAAGGAAGAUAAUAGUGUAAAUAAUCAAGACAUUCCCGAUGAAAAUGCGUCGGAACAGGUUCAGGCUACAGAGGGAGAAAAACAGGAGAAAAACACUGAACAACAGGAUAACAUGGACAACAGAGAUAAUAUAAAAGCAGAUGAGCAAGACAAUGUAGAUAAUAAUGAGCCUGGUAAUGUAACAAACAACCAGCAGGAUAGCAUAGAAACUAAUGAUAGCAAGGAGAAGACAGCCAUUGAUAAUAGUAAUACAAAUGUUGACAAUGGGACAGAUGAUCUAAGCCAGGUUGAUACACAUCAAAGUACAAAUGUACCUGGAAUUGUUGGUGCUAGUGAACUCUCCACACCAAAUAGUUUACUCCAACCAGACAUAAACAUUCCAUUUGAAGACAAACACCUGAACAGUCCUGGUACACCUGUCAUGGAUGAACCAGAGGAUGCAGAACCAAUAGAAGACCAAAUUACUGACACUUCCAAUACUCUGGAGCAAGUGACUCAACUCGAGCCUGAAGACAUCUUGGAACAUGAUACUCCUAAAGGAAAAGAGACUGGUUCUGAAUUAGAGAAAGAACCUGAUGCACGAAAAAAACCAUGAAUCCUCACCUGCCAUUGACAAAACAAAUGGAUCAUUAGAAGAGAAAACUGACACUCAAGGUCAGGAGAGUAAUAUCAACGAAGGAAAAGACAGUGAAGAAUCUAAUAAAUCACAGAUCCCUCCAACUCCUCAGGAAAUGAAAGAAAAAUCAACACAUAAACCAAUUCCUGUAAAGUGGGAUGAUAAACAGCGAGACGACAGAACUCUACAGUCUCCAGAGUCAAGUAACAGUAAAUAUCAGGAUAAUCGAGACAAACCAAGAGAUGAUUACAGAAAGCAUUCAGAUGGUAGAGACUCAUACAGAGACAGGAAUAAUCACAGGGACGAUUCACAGGGAUACAGGGACAGGUCACGUGACAGAGAUCACCAUGGUAACCACAACUCUAGCAACUAUCACCAGGGCAAUUACAGUAGCAACAGAGGGUAUGACCAGAACAACUGGAACAGACAAGGUGGAGGAAGAGACAGAAACCAUGGCAACCAACAUGGCUACCAUGGUAACCAGAGGGGAGAUUGGAACCGUAACCAUGACAACAGGGACAAUAAUCGCAAUAGAGACUAUAACAACAGACAACAAUAUGGUGGAUAUAAUAACAGAGGCAAUAACAGGGGAGGAUAUCACAACAGAGGGGGUGGAUAUUAUUAAUAUCUAGCCACCCAAUACAGUGGCUUCUCUCUAACAUUGGUGGUUACAAUAUGGGUCUAAUGUACCCAUAAAUUAAGAGAAUUGAGUGAAGAUAUUGAACUUACAUUUGUGUUCAAUCAGCAUUACAGAAUUAAUUUUAGCUAUAUAUAAGACAUACUGUAAUAAUGAUUAGUAUUUAGUGAUGUGAUGAUGAUGUAUUGAGUAUGUUGCAACUUAGAUUACCUUGCACGGUAUCAAUAAUUCCUGGUCACAUAUUAUAGAAUAUGAUAUUGUAAGAUCUUUUACGGUAAUGAAUAUAUUGUCCAGGUCAAGUCAUAGGCUCUGACUUCAAUAUAGCACAGCGUCAUUAGUAGCAGAUUCUUUCCAUAUAUUGUACAGGGUGUCAAAUAAAUAUGUCCUCCCCCUCAACUUUAACAUCCACAAAAUGUUGCAUAACUUUUCCGUCUGUAUGAUAUCUGAACU